This is a messenger RNA of Botrytis fragariae, 1158 nucleotides long. RefSeq lists its product as uncharacterized. Lineage: Eukaryota; Fungi; Ascomycota; Leotiomycetes; Helotiales; Sclerotiniaceae. The transcript is spliced from 2 exons. Bases 1 to 1158 code for a protein of 385 amino acids. The record is from RefSeq and is a predicted model, not a curated record.
AUGCUUCUCGAAAGUAUUGGUCUAGCCAGAUCUCAUCGUGGUUCUCGACAUGCUCUUUCACACUUAAGUAGUCAUCAAGGUUCAACAUCCGGCUGCUACGAUAUUCGCCAUGAGAAGAAUGGUGGAAACUUCAAGAAUGGGAAACCACUCACCCCCUCGACGGGGUUGUCUUUACCUUUACUCCAACGAAAUCAUUCUAGUCCAGAUGGAAGAUAUUUGGAAGGAUCAGGUGGUCUGGAAGCCCUUGCAAUGGGAGGAAUAGGCCCAAGAUCUAGAAGUAUUGGCCAAAACCCCGGGGGUCUUGAAGCUCUCAGACUCGGUAGACAAGAUCCUCGCGAUCGAAAUCAUAUCUUGGGCACAACACCACUGGGUCUAGAAGAUUUUGAAGAACUCGAUAGAAGGAGAUUGCAAUCAAAUUUAGGUUCGGAUCAACAUGGGACAUUCGAACGUCUGAUAAAUCGCAACAUGACAUCCAGAUCAUUGAAUCAAGGACAUCCCAAUCCAAGCCGUCAACAUCAACAGGAAGAUUUUUAUCCGGAUUUUAGCCUUCAAAGGCCUCGAUACUACAGCCCUCGCACCCCAGUUUUACGAACACAAUUCCAGGACCUAGGACCCGGUCCUCCCGAAUAUCUCAUGACGCCAGAAUAUCAGCCAGCCGCAUACUACCCCAAUUCUCCACGUCUACCCCAACGUUCUACACCUAGAAUGAUGUACGACGAGCGAAAUGAAAUAGCAAUGAGGAGUCCCCAUCCCCACCACAGCAAUCUCCACCAAAGUCCCAAUCCUCUGAUGUACGGUGAAAUGGACAGUCCUCUUACAUCGUCCCGGUAUGGAUCUAUUCACUCUCGUUCUCCUUUAGGGGUGGGAAGCAAUGCAGACUUACAACGGGAGAUGAGUGAACGGCGUUCGAUGAGAAUGGAACCAUCUAUGAUGCCUUAUACUACUCAUGACCGUAGCCAAGGUGGUAGUCGAAAUUAUGGUGGUCCUUUGAAUACAAAUUACCAAUCUCCAUAUGUAGAAGAUUGGGUUAGUGAGGUGGGAACGGGACCGGACGAAAUGAUGCAAAGGCAAGCUGCAAUGGAAGGAGGUGGGGUUUUCUAUGAUGAGCGGGCCGGCAUUGGCCUGGAUGAUGGGUAUGGGAGAUCUAGAUUAGUUUGA